AUGAAGCUACUUCUUGAGAACGGGCGGCUAACCGUUUGUCCAACACUCAAUGAUAAUGAGCCGCCACGUUGCGGUGUCGGGACUCCGCCCGCGGUUGUUGGAGCUGUCAAGCCCACCCCAGUGGACACACCUCCUCCGCCUCCAGCUAUCACUGAUGCCGUAUUCGAAGAAGAAGACGACGAGUUAUUAUUGUUGUGGCUAAGCUUCCGGCUCUUGCUGCUCAUUAUGUCUUUCUGA
Molecule: messenger RNA, 237 nt
Organism: Caenorhabditis remanei
Lineage: Eukaryota; Metazoa; Nematoda; Chromadorea; Rhabditida; Rhabditidae
Exons: 1
Coding region: 1-237 (78 amino acids)
Source: RefSeq, a predicted model, not a curated record